Helicoverpa zea (corn earworm) is the source of this 1574-nucleotide messenger RNA. RefSeq names its product CLIP domain-containing serine protease HP8-like (gene BAEE). Bases 101 to 1231 code for a protein of 376 amino acids. The transcript is spliced from 8 exons. Gene Ontology annotation, molecular function: serine-type endopeptidase activity. NCBI's taxonomy places the organism in Eukaryota, Metazoa, Arthropoda, Insecta, Lepidoptera, Noctuidae. Gene Ontology annotation, biological process: proteolysis. The record is from RefSeq and is a predicted model, not a curated record.
UAUAUUUUAAACAAGGUAGCUAUUAUUUGUGUAAAAUGAAGUUAUAUGCAAAACAUAUUGCACACACUCGUAUACGGCAUAACAAUCCGACUAGUGCCAAAUGAUGAAGAGCCUGUGCGAGGGAUCGGUUGUCAUCGUAUGCGUCCUCGUCGCCACAUUGUCCAGCGCUGGCGGCCAGCGAUGUAAUGGCGGCACGAACUGCAUCCCCCUGAGCGACUGCACCGGCCUGUAUACCCUGCUGCAGAAGGGCAACACGCCCGCGCUGACGCAACUCCUGCGCAGCCUGCACUGCGGCUUCCAGGAUGGGAAUAUACCGAUGAUAUGCUGUCCUCUAGAGUUCCUAAAUGGUCCGCAGACAACAGAAUCAAGUACGGCACAAACCACUGAGUUAAGGAUGCGUGAUGCCGCCAGACUGCUGCCGAACUCCCGAAUAUGCGGGAUUCAGAACAAUGAUAGAAUAGUUGGAGGCACGCAAGCUGACAUCGAUGAACAUCCCUGGAUGGCGCUCAUCAGAUACGACAAACCCGUCGGAUCGGGCUUCUACUGCGGCGGAGUUCUCAUUUCUGCCAGAUAUGUCCUCACCGCGGGGCACUGCGUCAAGGGCUCAGAUUUACCGCCAAACUGGAGGCUGUCACAAGUUCGUCUGGGUGAAUGGAAUACGUCCAGCGAAGUGGACUGUUUCCACGACGACUGCAGCGGGCCCGUACAGGACAUUCCUGUGGAAGAGAUCAUUGCGCAAGAGGGCUACCAGGCUGAUGACCCGAACCAGCACAAUGACAUCGCUCUACUGCGGCUUGCGUACAACGCGCGUUUCAAUGACUUCGUGAAGCCGAUAUGUCUGCCACUGACCAACGAGCUUAAGAACAGUUUCUUCGACGGUUACGACAUGGAAGUGGCUGGUUGGGGGAAGACAGAAACACGCACCGAGUCGGACGUGAAGUUAAAAGUUCGCGUCCCCAUAGUAAACAUAAACCGCUGCGCCAACGUGUACGAGCGAGUGUCUCGGCAGAUAGACACCACGCAGAUAUGCGCGGGCGGCGUCGCUGGGCAGGACUCCUGCAGGGGUGAUUCAGGCGGCCCUCUCAUGGGGCAAGCAGCCACCGCCAAUAACUGGAUGGUGCUAGGAGUAGUAUCGUACGGGCCCUCGCCCUGCGGCACCCAGGGCUGGCCCGGAGUCUACACCCGCGUCGGCGCCUAUGUUGACUGGAUACUCUCCAAGUUACGUCCUUAGGUAACUCAAUAUACAAUUUGUUCGACUGAGAUUUUAAAUCAAUAUUAAAGCGGAAAAGGCAUUAAUUUCGUGCAGUGUCACUUGAGAUUAAGUCAUAAGUGUUAAUGCCUUUAGACCUUAUUAUUAUCUGUGAGAUAAAAUAUAUUUCGACGUUAGCUAUACAUUGUUUUGCAUUGUAAGAGUUUAGUCACAAAUGAGUGCCAUCCAUGACAGUACAUCUUGCCACUGUAUUCUGUAGGUAUUUAAGAGUGUGUAUUGUGUCCUUACAAUAAACUGAAAAAUUCCUACUACUUGGAAUAAAUAAAACAAUGUUAUGACUAUAAUAAAAUGUGUAUUAAGUAAA